This is a messenger RNA of Onthophagus taurus, 1329 nucleotides long. RefSeq names its product ubiquitin-conjugating enzyme E2 J2. The record is from RefSeq and is a predicted model, not a curated record. Lineage: Eukaryota; Metazoa; Arthropoda; Insecta; Coleoptera; Scarabaeidae.
UUAGUGAAAAAAAUUUGACAUUCCUUACGUCACUUAAGCUGAAUGUUUUUAAAUAUUGUACUAAAAUUCGUUAUUAACGACCAAUUAAAACGGCACCGUUUCGAAGUAUUUACUUAAGAUUACGCGAAUUGAUCAUUAGAAAAUAAAGAAAAUACUGGAUUGACCCGUUCAAGACGUUUCUGGAAGCCUAACCUCACUUUUAAUUUUAAUGUCAUACACUAUGUAAAAAUCAUUUCUGCUUUCUACAUUUGUGCGCUUUGUUUGAAAUCUUUAAAAAGUAAUAAAGGCAAAAAAGUUAGUAACGUAAAGAUAUGUCGAAACAUAACAGUGCUACUUCGCGGUUAAAACAGGAUUAUUUAAGGUUGAAAAAGGACCCAGUGCCCUAUAUUACUGCGGAACCUCUACAAAACAAUAUUUUAGAAUGGCAUUAUGUUGUGUGUGGUCCUGAAUCUACCCCCUACGAAGGUGGUUUUUAUCAUGGAAAGUUGAUUUUUCCACGUGAAUUUCCUUUUAAACCUCCUUCGAUUUAUAUGAUAACCCCCAGUGGACGUUUUAAAACUAAUACUAGGUUAUGCUUGAGUAUAUCAGAUUUUCAUCCGGAUACGUGGAAUCCAGCAUGGAGUGUUUCUACGAUAUUAACCGGCCUAUUAAGUUUUAUGAUUGAGAAAAGUCCUACUUUGGGCAGUAUAGAUACAACGGAUUAUGACAAAAUUCAAUUAGCUUUUGAAUCUUUAGAGUUUAAUUUAAAAGAUAAACAAUUUUGUGAUCUUUUUCCUGAUAUCGUAUCAAAAAUACAGGCGGAAAUAAAGAAAAGGAAUGAAAUACAAUGUAAUAUUGAGAAGCAAACAACGGAGCAAGUAACUCAGGAGCCAAGUAGUAUGCAAUCAUUUCUAACCAAUUUAAUUGUAAUAAUUGGUUUCGCGGCGUUUGCUUUUACUGUAAAGUAUGUGAUGAAAACCAGUGCUGCCGAUUCGGCCUCAGAAUAAUAAUAACUAAUUGUGAUAUUUGUAUUUUGAUAAUUUUUAUGGUGUACAUUAGAAAAAAACCUUUCUUUUCUCAAAAAAAUUUAUUUUUUUAUCAAAAAAGAAAUAUACUUUUGUUUGGCUAUAAUAAUGUAAAGCUACUUAUUAAUUAAUAAUUCUAAUUUGUUUAUUGCACACAAAUAAUUACAACUUUGUUUUCUUUUUUAGUUCAUUAAGUUUCAGAUUGUAUUAAUUUUUCUUUUUUCAACUGCUUUGAAUCUUAUGUACGGAUGAAUAUCGUUUUAAGGGGAUAUAUGGGGAAAUAUGUACAUAAUAAUUAGAUUUAAUAAAUAAAUAGUGGUUAAAA